Messenger RNA from Scedosporium apiospermum, 771 nucleotides. RefSeq lists its product as uncharacterized. The transcript is spliced from 2 exons. Bases 1 to 771 code for a protein of 256 amino acids. NCBI's taxonomy places the organism in Eukaryota, Fungi, Ascomycota, Sordariomycetes, Microascales, Microascaceae. Gene Ontology annotation, molecular function: protein binding. The record is from RefSeq and is a predicted model, not a curated record.
AUGGCGUGCAACGCAAAUUUCAAGUCUCCGUUAGAGCAGACACUUACCGGCAGCCUCCUAGAAGCUGUUCGGCACUUCUGGUUCGAACAUAUGGUGGAUGACGAGCAUUUCGUCGUCCCUGACAAAGAAGAUGCUGGACCGUGGUUCUCCCAGACCGAUGCCUUCGACGCGGCCUGUUCGUCCAAGUUCAGAGAUCCUCUUCUAGCGAUCAUGUCAACAAACGCCAGCGCUGCAGAUAUUAUCGAGGCUUCAAAGCCAAAGUCGCCUUUAGAUUGGGUCAGUCUAAUCGUGCUCCUUGACCAGAUUCCACGAAAUUGCUUCCGCGGUGCCGACGCCGGUAUCGCCUAUGACUUCUUCGACCCGAGGGCACUGGGUACUGCUCUGCAAGCCAUCAAGGCAGGCGUUCCGGAGCAUUUCCAAGUGCGGUAUAGGCAGGGUUAUCGAUUCUGGUUUUACAUGCCGCUCGAGCACUCUGAGAGAAUCGACAUGCAGGAGAUGGCAGCUAUGGAACAUGAGAAGAUGUUUACCGACAGUCGAAAGCUGAUAGAUGGUCUGAUCGACGCUGAGGAUACAGACGGGCUAUACUACCGCGAUAUACUUCCCAGGAGAAGGAAGCAAUUCGAGACUUGGGUUGGUAUUCUGCGAGGAAUGGAUGAGCAGCAUAAGGGUCUCCUUGAUCGGUUCGGCCGAUUCCCUCGCCGCAACCCAGCCCUGGGUCGUCAAUCGACACAAGAGGAGCGCGAAUACUUGCGCGGGAUGAAAGGCUACUAA